Messenger RNA from Eremothecium gossypii ATCC 10895, 528 nucleotides. RefSeq names its product histone H2A (gene HTA1). NCBI's taxonomy places the organism in Eukaryota, Fungi, Ascomycota, Saccharomycetes, Saccharomycetales, Saccharomycetaceae. The transcript has a single exon. Gene Ontology annotation, cellular component: nucleosome. The record is from RefSeq and is marked provisional. Gene Ontology annotation, molecular function: protein heterodimerization activity; structural constituent of chromatin; DNA binding. Bases 1 to 528 code for a protein of 175 amino acids.
AUGGUGCCAGUUUUUUCACAGAGGCUGCGAAACGCGUGGCACAGGGGCACGGGCGCGCGCGCCGCAGAGCGGUAUAUAAAGGCCCCCUGGGAGGACACCGGCAGGUUAGGCAGAGCAGCAUCGAACAAGAACAUGUCAGGCAAGGGUGGAAAAGCAGGCUCCGCGGCAAAGGCGUCGCAAUCGCGUUCGGCGAAGGCCGGCCUUACCUUCCCAGUGGGAAGAGUGCACAGACUACUGAGAAAGGGCAACUACGCGCAGCGGAUUGGGUCCGGCGCGCCCGUGUACAUGACCGCGGUACUGGAGUACCUGGCGGCCGAGAUUCUGGAGUUGGCUGGUAACGCUGCGCGCGACAACAAGAAGACCAGAAUCAUUCCUCGUCACUUGCAGCUGGCCAUCAGGAACGACGACGAGCUGAACAAGCUUCUGGGGAACGUGACGAUCGCGCAGGGCGGUGUGUUGCCAAACAUUCAUGCAAACUUGCUGCCCAAGAAGUCUGCGAAGGCCACGAAGGCAUCGCAGGAGCUAUGA